CAGGACUCCUCCGGGGUCUCGUUGCAGUCAUUACCUGAAGAAGAUUCUAGAGUUGAGGAGGAAGUAGACUAGAAGAUGAAAAGAUCAUCGUCAGUUAGACGAGGUCGUGUGCGGUGGCGCCUCUAGCGGCAAUGGUGUAUGUACGUCUGUCUCUCCGAGUCGGGAAUCGCUGUAUACGAGAGACUGGUGCUGGUGUGUGUCUGUGUGUUUGUGCGAGUGAGUGAGGGAGAGAGAGAGAGAGAGAGAGAAAGAGUGUGAGAGCGGUGGUCGGGAGUUGGCUACUCACUCAGUCAGUUGGUGGGGAGCGUAGCCUAAGGACGGAGCUCUCCUCUUGUUGCCAGUGAAGAUCAUGAUGGUGUCUUGCCGUUGGCGGAGUCGGUGACAUCGCGUGUCACUCAGCGUCCCCCACCCAAUAUUAUUAUUAAUUCAUGAAUGAGUAUUUACGAGCACCUCGCAAUACACGCUGUGGUUCACACUACAUCCAAACCAGUACUACUCAAUAGCAAACAACCCCAUCUUGUUAUUUUCCAAAGUGGAUUUUGGCUGCUCACCUCAGUUGCCACCAGUCCGAGGUGACUACAACUGGUUGAUAUGGAUAGAUAUUAUUGUUAGUAUUAUUAUUAUCGUAACAACCUGUGGAUAUUAGUUCGUUGAUUUUGAUUGUGGUCAUUGAGAGUUUCCUGCUGCUGCCGCCGCCGCCGCCGCCGCUGCCACCGCCGCCUCUGCCGCUUCUCCUGCAAUGAUGGAUAACCGAGGGGGAUUCUUUGCCCUAGUGAAGGAGGAGCCCACGACGGAACAUGACAUGGAGACGGGACCCGUGCCCCUGCCGCCCACCACCGUUGGCAUGGGAGGUCACACACCUCCUGGUGGCAGUGGUUCCCACGUGGGCGGUGGACCGCCGCUGCAGGCGGGAAUGCCACUCACGCCCGUCACACCCACUGGUCACGCCCCACCGCCACCUCUCCGCCGGAUAGAAAUUGAUCCUAAUUUCGAACCGGUGGCGCGCUCGCGCUCCAACACUUGGCCGCUGCAUGUCCCUGAGGGCUACAUGGAAGGCGAGGACCCUACAGCGGUGGCAGCCGAAGGUCCGGUGCCUGUUGACCAAGUGCGGGCUCCUGGCACCAUCGGUGGGCCAGGUGACCCGGCGGGCGGGCCCCCGAAGAAGAACACGUCGAGGCGGAAUCCCUGGGGGAAUAUGUCCUACGCCGAUCUCAUCGCCCAGGCCAUCAUGUCGUCGCCCGACGGCCGUGCCACGCUCUCCCAGAUUUAUGACUGGAUGGUGCAGAAUGUCCCUUACUUCAAGGACAAGGGCGACUCCAACUCCUCCGCUGGAUGGAAGAACUCCAUCCGACAUAACCUGUCCCUACAUAAUCGGUUCGUACGAGUACAGAACGAAGGCACGGGAAAGUCGUCAUGGUGGGUCCUCAACCCAGAUGCAAAACCGGGCAAGUCCACGCGGCGUCGAGCAAAUACCAUGGAAGGAGGACGCUACGAGAAGAAGAGAGGAAGAGUCAAGAAGAAACUGGAAGCCCUUCGGAAUGGCUUGGAAACGACGCCUUCGCCGUCGUCGUCAAUGAGCGAGUCGUUGGAUAUGUAUCCGGAUUCUCCUCACACCCACGGAGUCCACCCAGCCUUCAGCCAAUUGUCCCCCCAGGAUUACAGACCAAGGGCCUCCUCCAAUGCCUCGUCCUGCGGGAGGUUGUCGCCCAUCCCCGCCAUAGAGUCAGAUAUGCACGAUUCACAGGUCCCACCUAUGUCCCCCGGGAUCGGUGGAUGGGGCAAUGAAUACUGGCAUCACCCCCACGCGCACCCACACCCGCACGAUCGGUACGCAGAUCAGCUGGUCGAGCCCAUGUUGAAGUUGGGAGCCGCCGACUCCUGGGGAAGUCAAGCGCGCCCACCGCCCAACCCACAGGACUGUAUGAAAAUGUCGCAACUCUCACCCCACGGGCCACCCACGCCUCAUAUGAAUGGUUAUGUCCCCCACCAUCAUCACGGUCAACAUACACAGUUGACUUUCUCUCCUCAGGGCUUCACAAGUUUUGAAGACUUCCAUCGGUAUGGACCCCACAAUCCCCACGCAGCGGCGGCUUUCCCCCACCCCCAAGCUCCUCACCCCCCUACCCCACAUCAAGAAAAGAUGGCCACCCCGACCAGACCUUUGCCCCACAACAAUUACUCCCUGACAAGCCUUCAGGCUAUGUCCCCAGCACAUAGUGUCCACAGUCUAUCGCCGACGCAGCCUCUCGGGGAAGGCCACUACCCAGGCCCCGGGGGGGAGGCUCAUCAACCAACCAACACAUUUCCAACUCCACCCACCUCACAAACUCCACACACUGCCCAUUCAGCCCACUCCGCCCACACUGCCCAUUCUGCUGCAUCCAGCAGUGAAUCUAACAGAUUGAGAGCAGCACUCACUCAUCGCGAACAGCAGCAGCAGCAACAGCAACAGCAGCAGCAGCAGCAGCAGCAGCCACACAGUGGCAGCCCUGGCAGUGGAGGCGUUCCUUCCUCUGGAAGUAGUGGUGCCUCGGGAGGGGGGCCAGGGAGUGGUAGUGGAGGAGGUGGAGGUGGAGGCGGCGGCGGUGGUGGUAGCGGCGAUGGAGGAGGGGGUGGAGGUGGAGGGGGAGGUGGAAGCGGAACACCCGCCAUGCAAGACAUUUUGGACUUGGAGGCCACAAUCCAAGGAGGACUUGACUGUAAUGUGGAUGAGCUUAUUGAUUACGAGCGGCAGUUUUUCGGAGAGAAGUUGGAUUCUUUUUUACCCCAGCAGUCACACCAUCACGAUCACAAUCACCACCAUCACCACCACAGCAACCACAGUCACCAUCCAAAUAGUCAUGGCAACCAUGCCCACCAUGGACAGUCCCAUGGCCACAGCCAUGGCUACACCGAAGGGUCGCAGAUGGCAGCACCGUCAGGCAUGAGUUAUUCGUGUUCGUCGAUCACUGCCUCUGGGAAUCAGUGGGUCCGCUGAAAGGUACGGAGCAUCGAGAAACGCACCUAAUCCUUCGGACCGCUAGGUAGCUCCUAACUCAUCACCUUACACUGCUAGAGGUCACUCGCAAUCACUCCUCGCCCUGUUUUCGGUUAGUAAAGAAGGCAUUCAUGAAGGUAGUAACUUGAUUCAAAUUGUCUUCUAUCCCCUUGGCUGCAAUGCACCAUGGAACGUUCCCUAUGAAGUUCUAGGGAAAGGAGCACUCAAGAUGGGCGCAGACAACUUGUAACUAGUAGUGGUGUAUAGAAAUUAUGGAUAGGACUCUUAAAUUCCGUGUGUUACGUGAUGAAAAUAUAAAAGGACAAUAUGAAAAUAAUGAGACGACAGUAAGGUGCUCAAACUUAAUUGGGCUUGUUAACGGAAGCUGGGAUGAACAUCCUUAAUCUACCUCGCCGAGAAAGGAAUUGUUUGCAUUUUUGCGCUUGAUGGGGGUUCACUGUGAAUAAAAUUAAUUUCCUCCAGUUCAGGUGUUUACAUAAUUAGGGAAAUGACACUAUAUGCUGUAGUCUUGAGAAAAAAAAAAUGCCUGUACUGUGCUCCAGUUGACUUGCAUUAGUGCACUUGCUAAGAGGCUUAAAAAACUUGUGGAGGUGAAGGGACGAUUAGGAUGUGAUGUGAUAUAUUCUGAGUGGUGAUGAGUCAAGAGAGGAGUUUUAAUGCAAGGACAAUCACUUUGUUGAGAAUAGAAAAUACAGUUUUAAUUAUUGUGGAUGAACAAAGAUGUAAAGUCCUCCUCCCCUCGGUUGUGAUGGUAGGAAAUAAAUAUAACUGAUGGUGAGGAGAAACUAUUCGUUGUGAAAGUGUUGUGAUAGGGGGUAUUUAGGGGAGUCGUAGCUCUUGAAAGCAGGUGCAGUUCUCCCCUCCCCUUCAUCAUCAUCAUCAUCAAUUGCCGGGCAAUGACGUGUCAGCACAAGCCUGAAAUUGACUCUGUUAAAUAUGGCUCUAGAGGUCAUCCUCGUCAACUUUUGAAGGAAAUCUGAUGGUGGGUUUAGCUGUUUGAUGUGUCCACUCUACGGAAUUAAAAAAAUUAAAGAGAUGAUGUAUUUUGGUGCCUGCUGUUUGUAUAAACAUGCUGUAUCAAGCUUAUCGUGGAGAAUGUUGAAACUUGAAGCGGGCAUGCUAGUGUAAAUAUAUAUAAACUUGCUUCACUUUCAGGACAUUAUUGACCCAAGACUUGAAUGCCUUGAUUAUCAUACAAGAACUAAUAGACGUCUCUGAAAGUGACAUCAUGGUGCUUUUCAUAAUACACUGUGAGUUUCAGGAAAGCGGAUUUCGUGUUAGGACAUUUUAGGAGUACAGUUUGCAAGCGAUCCUUUAUAUUUUCAUAAAGCAUUUGAAGAAUGCUACAAAGUACUUAAUCUCAAGUGGGGAAAACCUUUAGCCCCAAUUUAGCCACAAAUUCCAUGUUAUUUACAUGUAUUUUCUUUUUCAGACCUUGCAAAACUGGUUAUCUGAUAUUAGGAAAAACACUGAUCGUUUCUGUUAUGGGUUAAUGGCUAAUAAUGUUGAGUACUUUUCUAAUUAAAUGGUUGUAGUUUCUUUUACAGUAAAUUUUCACCUGUAAAAUAAGCUAAAAGUAGGAAAUAAUUGAUUUUUGUAUAGCAUCGUCAUAAAAUGAUCAUGAGGUCGCGUUGAUGUCUAAUUGUUUUUAGUGUACAAAAAUUAAAUAUUAAAAGAAACUUUUUCUUUAUAAUAGGCAAAUGGAAAAUUUCAUUGGAAUGGCGAAAGAUAUAUAUAUAUAUAUAUAUAUAUAUAAAAUAUAUAUAAUUAUCUAGUUAAUAUGUAUACAUAUGCAUAUGUACAUAUAUAUACUGCAUUCAGUAUAUAUAUUCGCAUGUAUGUAUAUAUGAAUAUACUGAAAAAAUAUCAAGUGAUUGCAUUCCAAAUGAUAGGGAAAUGUGCAGACUCUCUUUGAAAAGCUUUUAUCCACAGCAUACCGAGAACUGUACUUACUACGAAACGUUAUCCUCAUUGUAGUAACUUGAGAAAAUCUGGGGCUGAUGCAUAGAAUUCACUGACAUAAGGCUUAAUAUUUCGCAGAUGGUUUAGAUGACCGUACUUAUCCAGAAUUUCCUGAAAUUGCAAAUAUAGAUUAAACUUGCACAAAAGAACUAUUAAAAAUUUUGUGUAUCGGGUUAUGAAUAUAAAUUUGGAAUCGGCAAUAUUCUGCGGAUUCUUUACGCAUUCUAACUUGCCAAUUAUGUACUUGCCUAAAACUUAUCAAUAUGACUAUCUCCCAAAAUCAAGAAUGUGCAAUCGCUUCCUGCUUUACAGUAAAGUAUGUGCAAGAAUUACAAAUAAAAGGAUUGCUGAAAUGCACAAUUAGAGAAGGCGCUUACCAGAAGUCUACAGUGAGCAAACAAAACUGAAGUAAACUGAAAGCUGCAACUUAUUAAAAGUGAACCAAAAAUAACUACCCACUGACCCUAUUACAACAAUUUAUUCAUAUUGUGUUAUAUUCAGUUAUGACAUUGUUCUCUACUAUAUGAGCAACUCAAGAUUUUAUUUUUCACUCUAGUGAAUUCCUUGUAUGGGUGCAGUGGCCAAAUUUUACUAAUCACAUUUAAGCUUUUUAUAGGAUUUUUGUUAGUAUCAUAUGACACUUAAAAGUAUUUUCAAAUAAACAGGAAGAGAAAAGUAAUUUUUGCAGCAACACAUGUAUUUUGUUCUGAUAUAAGUAUUUGAUAUUAUCAAAAGCACGUCUUUAAAUGAUCCGUUUGUUAUCAACACAGUUAUAUACAACCUAAAAGUCUACGCAAUUUUUUUUCAUCUAUGACAGCACACAAACUUAAAGCAUUCAGAUUUCUUAAAUAAAGGCCAUUCUUUUAAUUAUGGAAAAUAACGUGAUGCACAUGAUAAAUGGUAGUACGUAUUUUAAAAUCAACCUAUUAUAUACUAAAUUUAAUAUCGGUGUACCUACACAAGAUUUUCAAUCGUCAUGACUGGAAGGAAAGAAAAAACUAGGAUUGAGGACUCCUAGGUGUAAUAUAGACAAUCAUUCCAGAUUUACGUAUAGAUCAGAUAAGCCAUACAUAAAGAGACAUAAAGAGUUACCAUUAUAUUAAGCCUUCUCAUCAGUGUAUUCAGAACUUGCCCUAAGAUUGAUUAAAGCUGCUUCCCUAUACUCGUCUUUGAAGGUUUACUAAGGAGAUAAGUUCAGAGAAUGGACUUUUAAUUUAGGAAAUUGUUUUAGUUGUAAUAAGAGUGACAGUUUGUGAUGGAGGAUAAUGUACAGUAUAUUGAACAGGCAAUCAAUAAUCUUUAUGCCAUAGCCACCUGUUUACAGAAGACUACGGUUUUGUUUUGUUGAACAGCAAUUCUUUGUCGAUAGAUUAGUCUCAUGUUGAUCAUUUUUCUAUAACAAAGGAAAAUUUAUGAUUCCUCGGUCUUUAUGUAAAAUUGCUUGCUGUUUGGCAUUUGUACAUAAAGGGGUAUAUGCCUAUGUACAUAAUUUUUAUGUUGUAGAAGAUAGAAAACUGCCUAAUUCACUGUUUUAUACUAUUAAGUUUUGACUGAUCAUAAAAAUCACAAUCACACGUGGAACUCUUGUUUUCCACUACUGUGUUCAUGUAUAAACCCUCAAUAAUUUGCUACUGAUGUUUCCCCCUUCCUCCAAUUGAUAGAAUUCUUAAUCAAUACUGUUUUUGUUUCAGUUUCAAAUUCUCUACACUUAGCAGAAUAGAGUAUGUAAAAUGAUGAUCAGAUUAAAAAAAAUGUACUCGUAAUGUCUUACUUAUCUUAACCCAAUGGGAGUAUGAAUAAUAAAUCAACAUGCCUGAAUACACAAAAAAAAAGCCUGCAUUGGCAAUGACCAACAAGUGAUGCGGAUUACAUACCUGUCAUAUAGUGGUGUGAGUAAAUGCAAAAUGCAACCUUCUGAAAUCAAUUAAUGUGGUUUUCCCAAACAAUAAUCGACAAAGUAUUUCCAAGGACAGUAUUUUACUUUGUGCUUCAUAAUACAAAAUUAGACUAUGGUAAAAUUUCAAUAUCAUUGACAGGGAACGAUAUCGAUCAUUCAGAUAUGAAAUGUUUGCCAAAUUCUACUUGCGCAUGAAUUUGGGGUCACAUAUUUGGAAGUUAAAGUUAUUUUAAAACUGUUACCAAAAAAUUGACUUAAUGCAAAACUGUUAAAAGGUACCCUGGACUUGGUAACAAUUUUUUCUUGUUCCCUUAAGCUGAUAAUCAUGGCGGACAAUACAAUAUUUUAUGAGUCCAGCCAUUCCUUACUGUUUGAGAAUUGGAGGCAACUGGAUAAAAUCAUGAAGAAUAAUUCACUAAAUUCUGGUAGUAAGUCAUGAUUUCCUAAUGAACUACGAAUUUUAACACAAUAUUGAACAAAACGCUCUAGCCAAGAGUUUGCCAAUGAAAACUGCUCCAAUAAUAUCUCAAGAUCUUGAUAAUAACACGCAAUUUCUCCUUUGGAACCCAAGGAAGAUAGGCCUAUGUAACAAUGGAAGUAGUUUAUUAAUGAGGUUUCUUCUAACUAAGCAUGAAAAUAAUGAAAUUUAUCAUUGUGGCUUCAUGUCAUCACCUUGCUAAUUUCUGCAAUUACCACAGGUAGAAGCAGGAAACAGCGACUCAUAAGGCAGCAUGGUUUUUUUUAUACAUGGUGGGCUUCUCAGAUAAUUUCAAGCACGAAAAAAGAUAAAUAUUACUGCUUAAAUUUCGGUUGACGUGUCCAUUUCCAAACCUGGAAAAAAUGAGGCAUUCUACGACAAAGUUUACAAGAUCAAUUGUUUAACUAAUAAAAAUUGAAGAACCCCUAAAUACUUCGAAUACAAGUUGAAGAAACCCUAAAUACUGAGCAUUUCGCACGAUUAUCCAGACAUCCUCAACGCAAACCUGAUAUGUCCCCUCCUAAGUAAACCUAGGUUUUUUUUUUUUUUUCUUAUACUCUCAAUACCAAAACUUUUCAUCUUGCAGUCACUUGCAACUGGCAGUUUCAUCUCUACAUUAGAUGGUUACACAACAAAAGGAAAUGUAAUUUCGUUCGUGCUAAAACGUCAUGUAACACAAUUACCAUUUAAAUUACAAUUUUUAUAUUUCUAGAGAAUUAUUCUGAUAAACAAAAUCAGCAAGGGAAGCGUAAAUUCUGAAUGACAAGCAUCAAUUUUGGAAAUAUUUCAAUAACCUCAAAACCUAAGGCGAACUGGGAAACACACAGCGAACAAUAUUAAACUAUAGACAUAGGUAACUCUUUCAUGUCUCUUUGAUGACUACUGAGCACAAAACUUAUCAUUACACCAGUCAAACUGUACAAUAUGCCAAAAAUAUAAUUUCUAAUAAACAUUUUCCAGAAAAAUGGCAAGCAUUAUUGUGACUCCCUGCCAUCCACCUAUUUUCACAUGAAAUGUACAUGUCGCUGGUCAAUGUUAUUUUGUAGCUAAUUACUAACACACAAACAUACAUACCCUCCUGCUAGUAAUUUUAGUCCUUGCCUACAGACGUGUCUCUUUAUCUCAGAAAAAAAAAGCAUUGUAAGUCAAAGUGUUCCUGCGCUUGGUUUGCAUUGCAAAAAUUUGACAAGGAAGUAAACAUGACAUGCCGUUAAAUUCAUUACAUUUCUUCAACUUCUUUUUUAACUAUUCUCAAGUGGAAAAAGAAGGUGCGAAGGAGCCUGUGCAUAACUGCAAUGUAAAGAAAUAAACGUAAAUAUGCUUAAGGAAGAUAACUGUGAUGACAUCCUCGAGUCUACAGAAAGCAAUUAGCCUGUCUAUACCACAUGAAACAUGCAAUCAGCACACUACCCCUCAUGUGCCAAAUUUGCACGAACCAGGGCGAAUUAACCUGAGGAUAUGACAGUAAAACCUUUUUUCUCCUGAGAAUAACCUAACAUCAAGGAAUGGAAAUCAUGAAAUACACCCAAAGCUAUGUAGGUAUGCUAAAGAUUAUGCCGUUUUUAAUUUGUUUACUACAGUGAGCAGACAGAAGGACCUUCCACCUAGUGGUCUGGUUAGACUUUAAUACAAAUGCAUGGUAUGUCCUUGGGAUUGGUCGCUGCUUUACGCACUGCAUACAAUUUUGUUAAUAUAGUUUACACAAAAUACAAGUUAAGGUUUUAAUCUACGCAUUAAAAACCUUACUGAAAUGAAGAGAACGUCCCACCAUUUCUUUCAUUAUUAUCCUGAAUAACUUGCGAAAGUCAGCUUCCAUUCUGAAUUUUUUUAAGAAUGUAUAAUCAAAGGAUCAGAGCACCAAGAAAGAGUAGAACUGAGAAUCGCCAAGUUGUGCUUGUUGGAUACCAGUGCAUAUUUAUUUCCCUUUAGUAGUAUAUGUAUGGGCACCUAUACAGUUCUUUUGCCUUUACAUAAGAAUCCUCAAAGCGAGGAAUCAGACCACUUCAUUUGUCUCUAAAGAACAUCAUGAGAUGAAAAAUUCUAAGAGAAAAUCAUUACUUGACUCGUGAUACGGUAAUAUUAACAAAAUGUAUACUUAAAGAAAAUGUACGAGACAUCAAUUACGAAUCUAUGGCUGCUACAGCACACGCUCCAGAAUAAACAAUGUUUUCUGAUUCUGUGGUUUUGAAGCCUUUAGCACAGUGUUUGACAGACCCGAGUUUAAAAAUGAAAUAGAACUGAGAAUGUAAUAUUCAUUUUUAAUAUUUUUUAUUUGUCAUUUUUACAACAUUCGUUAUCAUCACUGCAUACUCUACUCUUUUAAAGCAAAUUAAAUAAAUAAAAAAUAAAAAAAGCAUUAUGUUCGACCUUUACCUACAGGAUUUAGUUCAGAAUUGAUGAGAAAGCUUAUAUCAUAAGCUUGCCUUGGAGUUAAGUUGUAGAGAUAUUUCCAGUUAAUAUUUAAAAGUGUCAUACCAUAGGGAAUUCCACAUUUGGUGUCAGAUGAGAAUGUUAUAGUUGGGAACUGUGAAGCACAUUUGAAUGUAAUAAGUCCAAGUAGCCCAAAAUGGCAUAAGAAAUUAAAAUAGUAUACAUAGUAGUCUAGUUUCUUACUAUACAGAGCUUGUAUGUUAGUUCCUCUGUGCUGUUUCAUUGUUUUUAUUUUAUUUUAUUAUGUUUUUUUUUUGAGUUCCAUGGAGAAUACUGUAUUCCUUGUUGUAAAUAGUGUAUAGGUUUUAUGUCAUUAUUAAAGUACCAAAAUGACGAGACAUCGCCCCUCUGUGAGAUUGGUCGCGUUGUGUUUAGAAUACACGGAGAUUUUAUAUUUUCUGUACUUAAUUUAAGUUAACUGUAAGAUCGGCGUGGUCGUCAUUUUGGCUUGCGAUUUAUGAAUAAUGCACAAUUGGCUUCUUUAUAAAGAAAGUAUACAACAAUUUCGAUGGCUGAUUCAUAAAGAAAUAUGCUGUAUAUGAGUUGCGGAAAUCCGAAUAGCUCGUCAGAGUAUUCCGAUUGGUGGCAAAGACAGGGUAUAUAAAAUAAUUGUGUUAACGCACAUGCGUACGUGAUUAAUAUCAGGUAAAUUUGGUGAAAACAGAAGUCUAUGGAAACAUGGCAAGGUCACCAGACCGAUGGGCUAUGUGCCUGGAAGGGCGCCUGUCUCGUCUGGAAAAAAACAAAAAAAGCAAAAAAAAAAAAAGUUUUAUUAAAAAAUAAAACCGUGCUUGGGAUAUCCUCAUUGCUGAUGUCGCCAGUGAUCUCUAUAUAUUUCUUUUGUUGUGUUGCAAAUCGCAAAUGAUUUAUCUUUGUUAUGUCUUGCAUAUUCUGAGUUAGCAUGUGAAGGGAGAGACUCUCGUUGGAAAGGUAUGGAAGACUCUUGCAGCUCAAGGUACCACCCACCUUGGACGAGUGACACAACAUGGGAACUUCCCUGGCUGGUCAAGAGCAAAGUCAUGCAGAAGAGACCAGAGCAGAUCUCAGGACACAUUUUAUUCUAAGUAAAACUGAAAGCCUUACAUACAUGCAUACAACAUUACACUUCAUGGCAGAACCAGUCACAUGUACACUGAUGCAUUCAAGUUCACCACUUUAAUCAGCUACACAAUAUGUACACAAUAUAAACAGCCAAGGUUUGGAGGCAAAAGGGGUUGAAGGUUGGUCAAAGAAAGUGUAGCUUUCGAUGUUGUCAUCUGUUGACUGUAUGCAGCCAAACAAUAAAAUGUAUGAAGUAUAGGA
Macrobrachium nipponense is the source of this 11067-nucleotide messenger RNA. It is a transcript of the gene foxo, whose product is annotated as forkhead box protein O-like. Gene Ontology annotation, biological process: regulation of transcription by RNA polymerase II. NCBI's taxonomy places the organism in Eukaryota, Metazoa, Arthropoda, Malacostraca, Decapoda, Palaemonidae. The record is from RefSeq and is a predicted model, not a curated record. The transcript is spliced from 8 exons. Gene Ontology annotation, cellular component: nucleus. The coding region runs from base 740 to 2977 and encodes 745 amino acids. Gene Ontology annotation, molecular function: DNA-binding transcription factor activity, RNA polymerase II-specific; RNA polymerase II cis-regulatory region sequence-specific DNA binding.